Messenger RNA from Cantharellus anzutake, 1016 nucleotides. RefSeq lists its product as uncharacterized. The transcript is spliced from 7 exons. Lineage: Eukaryota; Fungi; Basidiomycota; Agaricomycetes; Cantharellales; Hydnaceae. The coding region runs from base 53 to 739 and encodes 228 amino acids. The record is from RefSeq and is a predicted model, not a curated record.
CUCGACUCAGGCUUUUCUUGCCCUGCGGGGCUGGCCUAGCACCCCAGCUCACAUGAACGGAGACGAGGCCAAAGCGUGGUAUAACCCUGCUGGUGGCGGCUCGCUCCACACCCGUCAGCAGAAUUCGUCGUGCCAGACCCUCGAUGUAUCUCAGUUGAAAUCGUUUGGUGUCUUUGAGGAUGCUCUGCGGUAUGCGAGCAGCAUGUGGGGUCCUGAUUGGGACAAUAUUACGACGAAUCUCCCUGAUUACCCGAAUCAGACGGCAUACUCAUGUGCCCCGAAUCAACCAGUACAAGAGGCAUACUGGACAACCCCUACGUGCGCGAACCAAACCCUAGGGUUUACUGGAUGCAUUAAGCGGGGUAACAGCACUGCGCAAGUAAACGUGCGUCAAGGGACUUCUGUCACCACUUCAACAUUAGUUCAACAUGCUAUUGAAUUUGGUAGCAGAACCCAGUACACUGUCUGGGUGGGUAUUCCCUUAGUCUUUAAAAUUGCAAUCGUUGAAACUAUUUAUGCCUUUCUCGUCAAUACGAAUGGUCACAGGUCUACUACCACAGACGAUGCCCGCACCUUUGUAACUCAAACUGUCAGUUGUCCCGGCCCAGCCAUCGCCAAUGCGAGUGUCAGCCUUCAAGCUUGCUGGGCUGACAGUCAGGUCGCCAUCCCCCUCACAGUGUAUGGCUGGCUGUGGUUCCAUUACGGAACAAAAAGGCAGAAUCAUUAUCUAUGUCCGUAGGCUGCUAUUGACCCACCACGGGGAUUCAUUGGUGUCUUGUUCAUUCCGUUAGGGGGCGUUAAUAUGGAGACGGUCAGCACUGUCGACAGUCGCCGGCAGGGUGUAACACUCUCCGUUCACUUAUCUGCCGAAUCAUACGGUUCCGUUUAUGCCGAUUGUGUUCCAUGGACCAACGAUUCGGUAUGCAUUCAAGGCGGAAUCCCCGCUCCUCCGUAGCGGAUCCUGCAAGUUUUUCGACGUGAAAGCAAGGCUCUCUACUAUAACACUUCAAAUUCCC